AUGGAACGACAGCCAGAAAAUCGAGUCUCAGCAAGUACAAGAUACCGUCAAAAAAAUCAAGGGGUUGACCAAAACUUUAAUGAUAGCAGAGGCUUCAGCAAUUAUCAAUGUAACAUGUGCAGGAAAAUUUUGUCUUCUAUCUCCUUUCGUCAGUGAACGAACAAAAAAAAUAUGCUUGCUCAUGAAUUAUUUUUUUAAUAUAGAAAUUUCCCGUAGAUGGCACUGUUUGCCCUUGAUUUGCCCACUGAAAAUUUUUUUUGGUUUGACCAAACCAUAUAGUACUGGUCGAACCAAAAAAAUUUUUCAGUGGGCAAAUCAAGGGCAAACUGCGCCAUUUAAGGGAAAUUUCUAUAUAUAAUUUUUAUAAUAAAUUUUUUUUUCGAAAUUUAAAAAAUCCCAAUCCAAAAAUCGUAAAGCAAAUAUUUAUUUAAUUUGUAAAAUUUAUGUUUUUAGAUGCAAGCUUUAAAAAUUAAACAGAAUUAGUUAGAGAUUUCAUUAUACUAAUUAUCACUUAUAUACCAAAAUAUUUUUUCAUAAAAAAUUUUAUUUUUGCUCACGGAGGGGAUUUUUCCAAUGAUUUUGUUCACUUAAGGAGGGGGGAAUAAGCAAAACCUAAAAGAGCAUAUGUUCAUACAUACAGGCCAAAAGCCUUAUGUUUGUAAAGAGCCAGGAUGUGGGUUGACUUUCAGACAGGGAAGUCAACUUUCCGCUCAUAAGAGAAUCCAUACGGCAAUUCGAACUCUUUCUAAUACAAGCGAAGAAACGGCGUACUUAAAGGUAAGAAUUACAUAGCUCACUUCUUUAGUGAUAACAGGAGAAUUUAUAUUGGAAAAAUGCAAUUAUCCUUCUCCAGAUUUUAAUGUAUAGUGAACUACACUGACUGGCACGGGGUGCUUUUUGGCUCAGUUUCGAGCCAAAAGCACCCCAUGCUAUUCAGUGUAGUUAACUAUAAUGGACAAGCCACUUAUAGCUUUACCGCCAAUUAGUGGACCACAACCAUAUAAUAUUAAUUAUUAAAUGCGCAAUUAAAAUAAAAAUUGCUUAGACUUGAGUAGUUAAUCGAUCGCAAGGUUACUGAUUUAUAUAUAAUUAAAUCUAGUAUAUAACCUUAAAAUAG
Messenger RNA from Blepharisma stoltei, 1117 nucleotides. Lineage: Eukaryota; Ciliophora; Heterotrichea; Heterotrichida; Blepharismidae. The record is from the annotation of a GenBank genome assembly.